Molecule: messenger RNA, 3368 nt
Organism: Andrographis paniculata
Lineage: Eukaryota; Viridiplantae; Streptophyta; Magnoliopsida; Lamiales; Acanthaceae
Product: glycosyltransferase family 92 protein RCOM_0530710
Exons: 8
Coding region: 540-3368 (942 amino acids)
Source: RefSeq, a predicted model, not a curated record
AAAUAGACGGAAGGAAGGAAGGAUAUGGAUAGUACCAGCGGCAGAAGCAUCAUUAGCAGUGGCGAUGAUAUGUAUAUUUAGGGAUCCAUCCGAUAAAAGUAAUUUAUUUACCUGAACAGGCAGAGGAGACUAGAAAUGUCAAUUGUCGAUCAGGCAAAACAAGUUUCAAAAUUAGCUAGUAGUGCCAGCCCCACUUGGCUUGAGGAAGAUUUUAGAAUGGAUUGGAUUAUUCAACACACGCCUCAUCCCAAAUACGAACAAACGCACCAAUUUAAUUUUGAGUCAAUCGUAAUCAUGAUGAUCGAUGCGUUUUGGCUUCUCUUCUCUUCUCUUCUCUUUACAGAAGAGAGGAAGGAGGAUAUAUGAGGCCGACGAGGAAAGAGGCGAGCUGCCUGCAGCAGCUACUCAUACUCAUACUCAUACUGAAUGGUAGGGUAGCAUUGCUAGCUGCUGAAUAGAAAGAAAGAAAGAACGAAGAAGAACAAGUUACAAUAAUUCUGAAAUCCAACACUCACCCUUGAAUUGGUCGUCACGUCACCAUGAAUGAUCAUCGUAGCAGACGGGGAGUUUCGCCCUGGAUUGUGCUAUUAUUCUGGUGCAUACUCCUCCUCUUCGCCCUCCUCACUAACUUCUCCACCCUCCGCCUCCUCCUUUUCCAAGGUCAUCAGCCCAGAUUGGUAUCCAGAUGGAAUAAUCCGGCGACGAUGGAGAUGAUUGUCGGCGAGAACUCCGCAACUCCAGCAGCGAUCUCAGUCCGAGAAAGAGUUCUCCUUCCUGACGAAGCUCUGCUAUUCCUGAAAUACCACCGGCCGCCGCCGCCGUCAUCGUCGGCUGCUUUAUUAACCAAAGCUGAUCUCACCUGCAUCUACUACUACGCGUCCACGAACUCAUCAUCGCCGCAGCUCCAGCAAUCCCCACCGACUUGGCUAGAAACCAGAGACGAAAACGACCUGCAGAUCGUCCGGUGCCCGGCGCCUACAACAACACAUGGCAUGAUCGUGUCCCUUGCGUUUAACAGCAAGGGUAACAAGAACAGCCUCACACCUCCUGCAGCAGCAGCAGCAGCAGGGCCUACGUACAAAUGGGACUCUCUGGCGUACGAAGCCGCCUUCGAUGAUGAUGACGAGUCAACGAUUGUUUUCGUGAAGGGACUCAAUCUACGGUCAGGAAAGGCUGCUGCCCCUUCCAGGUACAAGUGCCUCUUCUACAUCGGGGAUUCAAACUCCGGCUCCCUUCUCCGGAGCGACGUCGUUUCAGCUGCCCAGGAAAUCGUCAGGUGCCGGACCCCUUCCCCCGUACUUAACGCCCCACCUAGUUUUGGCAGAGACCCCAAUCCCAUUAAGGUCUCCGUUAAGGCCGUUGGCAAGCGGGCCCUCGAUUCCGUUGCACGAAUAAGAAUCCCGGCGGCAGAAUCAGACAGGAACUCCCAAAAACAGCAGCAGCAGCACAGGGUAUGUAUGUGCACGAUGGUGAGGAAUCAAGCUCGGUUCCUGCGGGAAUGGGUGAUGUACCACUCCCGGAUCGGAGUGGAAAGAUGGUUCAUUUACGACAACAACAGCAACGACGAUCUGGAGCGGGUGGUGGAGUCUUUGAAUCAGCAGCAGCAGCACCACAACGUGACACGCCAUAGUUGGCCCUGGAUCAAGAGUCAAGAGGCGGGGUUCGCGCACUGCGCAUUGAGGGCUCGAGAUUCCUGCCAGUGGGUUGCAUUCACGGACGUUGAUGAAUUCUUUCACAUGCCGGCGGCGGCGUCUCACUGGUCCCUCCACGAUGUGAUAAGCAGCAGCAGCGAUGACUACUACUCUGAUGGGGAGGGGGUGGGGGAAAUCCGGGUGUGGUGCCGCAGCUUCGGGCCGUCUGGGCUGAAGCAGCAUCCGGAGAGAGGGGUAAUGGGCGGGUACACGUGCAGGGCGGCUGCAACGGAGAGGCACAAGAGCAUAGUGAGGGCGGAUGCGCUGAACUCGUCCCUCAUCAACGUGGUGCACCAUUUCCAUCUCAAGUCCGGGUUCCGAUCCCUCCAACUCAACACCACCCGGCUGGUGAUCAACCAUUACAAGUACCAGGUGUGGGCGGUCUUCAAGGACAAGUUCUACCGGAGGGUUGCCACCUACGUCUCCGAUUGGCAGGAGGAGAGGAAUGUGGACUCCAAGGACAGGGCGCCCGGCCUAGGGACCAAACCCGUCGAGCCGCCCGAUUGGUCCGCCAGGUUUUGUGAGGUUCAGGAUACCGCCUUGAGGGACUGGGUCCUUCGCCAAUUCGCUGACCCCGCCACAGGCUUGUUGCCCUGGCAAAUACGAAAUCCGGAGGAGGAAAGGAUGACCAAUGCAGAGGGUUCGGGUCCGGAAAUCAUGGAAAAUGGGAAGAGAAACGAGAGUUUGUUCAGCCCAAGGUUUCGAUCGGUGGCGGCGAUGGCCGGUUGGGAUGAAGAGGCACUGCUGAUUGCAAGCCUCGUCGUGGAAGACACGCCCGACCGCCAGUUGAAGCACAAGAAAAGAUCCGGUUUGCACAGUUUCAUAACACCUCCCACAAAUUCUACAAGAAAACGCAGAGCCCAGCGGAGAAGUCCGGCAUCCAAACCAGUGGCGAUUCUUGACCUUGAGGAGGAUGUGGAUGUGGAUGACUCAAACGCAAAACAAGAAAGUGAGAAAAAGAGUGAAGAGACAACCAGUGAUAAACAAGUAGAGAAGACAAAAGGAGGUUAUGAAGAGGGUUGCAGGAACACCUCCACUGCCGCAAUGCCUUUUGAUAAGCUUCGGGAGGAACUUUCUUGCGCAAUUUGCUUGGAGAUCUGCUAUGAACCCAGUACCACGCCUUGUGGACACAGUUUUUGCAAAAGAUGUCUGCGCUCGGCUGCUGAUAAGUGUGGCAAGAGAUGCCCCAAGUGCAGGCAGCUAAUCAGCAAUAGUAGAUACUGCUGCACGGUGAACACGGUUCUAUGGAACACAAUACAGCUAUUGUUCCCCCAAGAGGUGGAGGCGAGGAAGGCAGCAGAAGCAGCAGCUGUAGAUAGUCACGCGAGAACAACUCCUCCAGCUCCAGCAAGAAGUAGUAGGAGGGUCAGAGAAUUUGCGGCAGCAUUGAAUAUCCCUGAGUCGUCUGAGAGAAGAAACCAGAAUCGUCAUCGUCACCGCCAUCUCCCUCGCCGUGUGCAAAGUGGGAGAGAAUUGCCAAGCCAAGAUGAGGAUGCUGCGUUGGCUUUGAGAUUGCAGAGGGAAGAAUUCAUGGAGGUUUUUAACAGCGGCAGCGAGCAUGGUCGUAGAAGUAGUAGUAGUGGGUACAACUCAUCUGCUGCGGCUGCUAGAGCCAAUUUGAGGGCAAUGGCCUCAAGGGCCGCUAACAUUAGGAUCAGAGGCCAACACCACCACUAG